Molecule: messenger RNA, 1240 nt
Organism: Rhodamnia argentea
Lineage: Eukaryota; Viridiplantae; Streptophyta; Magnoliopsida; Myrtales; Myrtaceae
Product: BAG family molecular chaperone regulator 4
Exons: 4
Coding region: 157-981 (274 amino acids)
Biological process (GO): protein stabilization
Cellular component (GO): cytoplasm
Molecular function (GO): adenyl-nucleotide exchange factor activity; protein-folding chaperone binding
Source: RefSeq, a predicted model, not a curated record
UUGCCUUUUUCCCUCGCUUCAGGGGCUUUUUGGUUUCGCAGCAAUUUGAUUGCGACUAUUCCUUAUCCAACUCCGGAAACCAUCGCCGUUUUCUUUUUACACGAUCGACAGUCCAGAGCGAAAAUUUGAAGUCGCGGGGAGAAUAUCAAAGUGAGAAUGAAGUCAAGCCGGCCUCAGAGAGAAGCAGCGCAGGUGGGUUUGCAGAAGAACGAGAAUGAGAUAGAUUGGGAGAUGAGGCCUUGCGGCAUGCUUGUGCAGAGACGGGAAGAGGACGAUGCUGCUUGUGACGGGGCCGGCGGUAAUGGGCCAGUGAUCAAGAUCAACGUCUCUUAUGGUUCAUCUCAGCACGAGAUCUUUGUGCCCUCUCACUCCACCUUUGGGGAAAUGAAACAAAUUGUUGCUAAAAGAAUUGGCUUGGACCCUGCAGUGCAGAGACUUUUGUUUAGGGGUAAAGAGCAGGAGGAUGAAGAGCGUUUGCACCUUGCAGGCAUAAAGGAUAACUCCAAGGUUGUGGUUUUGGAGGAUCUAGCUAGUAAAGAGAAAAAGCUUGAGCAGUCCCAGGCGAGUGAAGAGGUCUCCAAAGCAUCUGAAGCUGUUGCUGGCAUCACAGCAGAAGUCGAUGAACUCUCUAAAAGGGUAGCUGAGCUGGAAGUGUUUGUGCAUGAUGGCACAAAAGUAGAGGAGAGGAAAUUUGUGGAGCCUACGGAGUUGCUCAUGAGGCAGUUGCUGAAAUUGGACGGUAUUGAGGCUCAAGGAGUGGCUAGGGUGCAGAGGAAGGCUGAGGUGCAUCGAGUGCAGGGUCUUGUGGAUAAAUUGGACAGUUUGAAGGCAAGAAAUGUCAAUCCAUUUAGCAACAGAAGUAGUGCGGUUUCCAUAACAACAAACUGGGAGACAUUCACGUCAGGAGUGGGAAGCUUGAAUGCUCCUACCCCCAUGCUAUCUUCAACGGAAGUUACUAGUGAUUGGGAGCAGUUCGAUUAAGAUAUCCUUGUUGGUUAAUGAGCAGAUGGAGAGCAGAAGUCAUACUACACGUGCAAUUAUCUAGAUUAGUUUGAGACUUCUAGUUUAGCUACGUUUCUUUUUUGGGGUGUUUCGAGUUGCUCCUCAUGUGGUGGUGCCUUCAUAAUUAAAAAAGCAAACUCUCCACUGCUGGAUCGAUAAUUGGGAUCUGCACAAUGGCUGUAAAUUUAUAAUAUUUGUACUUUUGUAAUGUCAUUAAUAGAUUAUUCGUUUUUCACUA